Messenger RNA from Paraglomus brasilianum, 1662 nucleotides. NCBI's taxonomy places the organism in Eukaryota, Fungi, Glomeromycota, Glomeromycetes, Paraglomerales, Paraglomeraceae. The record is from the annotation of a GenBank genome assembly.
AUGUACCAAGGAGAUGAGCAAGGCCAUGGUUAUGAGGGUGUAAACCUAUCUGAUCCCACAAUUUGUAAGAGAAUUCCAACAAUAACAAAAUUGUUGGAUCAUCUAACUGAAAAGCGCGUUCUUUUAAUACGGUCUCCACCAAUGGCAGGUAAAACAUCACUUGCACAACUUCUUGAGAAUUAUCUGUUGGAAGAACACACUGGAAUGAGAGUUUUUCGUGUAUCUCUGUUGUGGAUGCAGGAUGACAAUCCAGAAUGGACCUUUUCAGAUCGGUUUCAAUGGCUUAUGGGUGGUGUUGGUUGGCGCCGAUUUGUCUCUGAAUCUUCAGGUAUUGAAACCAUCUUAAUUGUAGAUGAAGUUCAGAAACUAUAUAAACCUGACACAGAAGAUUCUGUGCCACUUCAUGGUGGAAAAGAAUUUUGGGAUGCUUUUAAGGAUGUUCAGCAAUAUAGCAAGCUCCGUAUAGUAGCCUUUGCAUCAUAUGGGUAUUGUGGUGCCUAUGAUGCCAACUUACGCAAAGGUACUGUGAUGAAUGUGUCACCAUUUCAACUGAGUGAGCACAAUACAUGGGGGCUGGAAAAUAUGCGGUUUAUGUCAGAAGAAUUUACAGAAUAUGUUGGACGGUUCUGUGAGCAAAAACUAAAAUCCCUAUCAGCCCCUGACAAGAACAACCUUCUUUCUUAUAUUCGCAAGACCACAAGUUGUCAUCCCGGUCUAGUGGCAUUUGCAAUGGACAGGAUAUAUGAAAGAUUCUCUGCACAAAUAAAACAGAAUAUUGAUCCAUUAACUUUUGAAAAAAUAUAUAAAUAUCUCAAAUCUUAUGACUUUUAUGCAAGCCUAAUGAAUACACGAGCUGUCUAUGGCCUCAACGGAAUGACAGAUGAUGAGCAAAUGCUCACAGAUUGUGUCCUCUUUAGCCCAUCUGGAAUCAAUAUCCGUCCUGAAGCGAUUCCAAACAAAGGCCGCCUGAUAAAGACCAAUAUUCUCUCUGAUGUCAGCGAUGCUACCAGUCAUCAGUCAGCAACACAUAAAGUGCUCGAUUUUGCAGCACCGUUAAUUCGUCUUGCCUAUCUACAAAAUCGUGUGGGAUCUAUGCGACGAUCUGUUAUAACCCCUAAAACCUUCCGAGAAUUUUUGACAUUAGUAUUUGCUGGAAUGAACCCCAAAACGCUGCAAGUAUCCUUGGGAAUUGGAGUAGAUGGCCGUUUAUUAGAACGGGUAUGGCAAAUGGAAUUCUAUCGUGCAGCAACACAAGUCCUUCCUGCAAAUAUCUUUAUAUCAGUUGAUGUUGGAGCUGUCUUUGGUUCGAGUGGAUUUAUUGAUUUUUAUGUUGAUGAUGCAAGAGACUGGGCAAUCGAACUCUUACGGGAUGGAAAUGACGUCGAAGAACACUGUAGACGAUUUGAGGCUGACAAUGUAUAUGGCCCUAUUGUUAAAAUUGCAAAAGAGUAUGCCAUUAUUGAUAUUAGACAGUCACAGAAAGAGCUUCCACGUUCUCCCAAACGAGAAUUUAUACACGUCCAGUGUGCUAAAAAUUUUGAAUUUGUUAUUAUGAGGUUUGCAGAUGGGUCAAACAAGAAAGUAGCAUUAUUAGGAUCGGGAAUUAUGGAGGUGUUGGAUGCGGAAAAGAUACUAAAGUUAAAUAGUAACAGUGAGAUUUAG